AUCGCCGUGGUGAGCUGUGCGUGAAAUAAGAGGCAGGGAAAAGGAUCCGGACGACCGGUCGCGUCCUGGAUACCAGCAUGGGACUCAAAUACAUCAUAAAGGCUCUCAUCCUUGCAAGUAUCCUAUCAAUAGGUUUUGCAACCUUCGGAAAUGAACACGUUCACAUAAGGAUACACCUGCCAUUGGACCAUGACAAACACGAGGAUCACGGAGGAGGCGGUGGUGGUUACGGUGGUGGAGGCGGUGGUGGUCACGGUGGUGGAGGCGGCGGUGAUGAUCAUCACGAUAUCAGCGGUCCUGGAGGUGACAUAGGAGGUGGUUUCGGGGAUGACCACGGCGGAGGUUUUGGCGGCGGUCACGGAGGAGGAGGAGGUUAUGGAGGUGGUGGUGGAUUCGGGGGUGGUUUCGGAGGUGGUCACGGUGGAGGUUUCGGAGGUGGCCAUGGCGAUAUCAGCGGAGGUGGCGACAUUAUCAUAGACCACGGUGGCGGCCACGGCGGCGGAGGUGGUUAUGGCGGCGGGGGUGGUUUUGGCGGCGGCGGCGGUUUUGGAGGUGGUCAUGGCGGCGGUGGAUACGGCGGGGGUGGCGGCGGUAUAAUUAUAGAAGACGAUGAACACGGCGGCGGCGGCGGACACGGAGGCGGCGGACACGGAGGCGGUGGAUUUGGAGGCGGUGGACACGGGGGUGGUGGAUUUGGAGGCGGUGGACACGGAGGUGGCGGAUACGGUGGCGGCGGCGGCGGUGGUAUUAUCAUACACGGAGGACACGGAGGCGGUGGUGGCGGAUUUGGCGGCGGACAUGGAGGCGGUGGUGGUUACGGCGGCGGUGGCGGACACGGAGGCGGCGGACACGGAGGCGGUGGUUAUGGCGGCGGCGGUGGCGGCGGCAUUAUCAUCGAGUGGUUUAAUUAUUGA
Messenger RNA from Nylanderia fulva, 914 nucleotides. Lineage: Eukaryota; Metazoa; Arthropoda; Insecta; Hymenoptera; Formicidae. The record is from RefSeq and is a predicted model, not a curated record.